AAAUCAAUGCUCCAUGCUCCGUUCCACCACCAUAAGAAACUGGCAUCCAAGCUCCAGAAUUGCUCAUUCCUCCACAGCUAGUCUCCCGCGCUCUUCUUCUACCAUCUCGCAUCGCGUCAUCUCUGUUCCACCACCGACAGCCCAGCGAGAUGGCGUGCAACACGGCCAUUGUCACGAGCGACCCGCUAAACUGGGGCAAGGCGGCCGCGGAGCUGACGGGGAGCCACCUCGACGAGGUGAGGCGCAUGGUGGCGCAGUCCCGGGAGCCCAUCGUGAGGGUCGAUGGGUCCAGACUGCACGUUGGCAAGGUGGCGGCCGUGGCCGCGGCCAAGGACGCCUCGGGCGUCGCCGUCGAGCUGGACGAGGAGGCGCGCCUCCGGGUCAGGUCCAGCAGCGAGUGGGUCCUCAGCUGCAUCGAGAACGGCGGCGACAUCUACGGCGUCACCACCGGCUUCGGGGGCAACUCGCACCGCCGCACCAAGGAUGGGCACGCGCUCCAGGUCGAGCUGCUCAGGUAUCUCAACGCUGGAAUUUUCGGCACCGGCUCCGACGGCCAUACGCUACCGUCCCAGGUAUCACGUGCAGCGAUGCUUGUCCGCAUCAACGCCCUGAUGCAGGGCUACUCCGGCAUCCGCUUCGAGAUCCUCGAGGCCAUCGCCAAGCUCAUCAACACCGGCGUCAGCCCGUGCCUGCCCCUCCGUGGCAGCAUCACCGCGUCGGGGGACCUUGUACCCUUGUCCUACAUUGCCGGCCUCAUCACCGGGCGCCCCAACGCGCAGGCCGUCACCGUCGACGGCAGGAAGGUGGACGCCGCCGAGGCGUUCAAGGUCGCCGGCAUCAAGGGUGGCUUCUUCAAGCUCAACCCCAAGGAGGGCCUCGCCAUGGUGAACGGCACGUCCGUUGGCUCGGCGCUCGCGGCCAUGGUCUGCUUCGACGCCAACGUCCUCGCCGUCCUGGCCGUGGUGCUGUCCGCCGUCUUCUGCGAGGUCAUGAACGGCAAGCCCGAGUACGCCGACCACCUGACCCACAAGCUCAAGCACCACCCGGGCUCCAUCGAGGCCGCGGCGAUCAUGGAGCACAUCCUUGAUGGUAGCUCGUUGAUGAAGCACGCCAAGGAGGUCAACGCCAUGGACCCGCUCCUGAAGCCUAAACAAGACCGGUACGCGCUCCGCACGUCGCCGCAGUGGCUCGGCCCCCAGAUCGAGGUCAUCCGCGCUGCCACCAAGGCCAUCGAGCGUGAGAUCAACUCGGUCAGCGACAAUCCGGUCAUUGAUGUCAACCGCGGCAAGGCGCUGCACGGCGGCAACUUCCAGGGCACCCCCAUCGGUGUGUCCAUGGACAACGCCCGCCUCGCCGUCGCCAGCAUUGGCAGGCUCAUGUUCGCCCAGUUCACCGAGCUGGUGAUCGACUUCUACAACAACGGGCUGCCAUCCAACCUGGCCGGGAGCCGCAACCUGAGCUUGGAUUUCGGGUUGAAGGGCGUCGAGAUCGCGAUGGCGUCCUACUGCUCCGAGCUCCAGUACCUUGCCAACCCGGUCACCAACCACGUCCAGAGCGCCGAGCAGCACACCCAGGACGUAAACUCCCUGGGCCUCAUCUCCGCUAGGAAGACAGCCGAGGCGGUGGAAAUCCUCAAGCUCAUGUCCUCAACGUUCAUGAUCGCGCUGUGCCAAGCCGUCGACCUGCGCCACCUCGAGGAGAACCUGAAGAGCGCCGUCAAGAACUGCGUGAAGACGGUGGCGCUGAAGGUGCUGACCACGAGCCCCGACGGCGAGCAUUGCAGCGCCCGCUUCAGCGAGAAGACCUUGCUCGCGGCCAUCGACCGCAAGGCUGUCUACAGCUACUGCGAUGACCCCUGCAGCGCCAGCUCCUCGUUAAUGAUGACGAUCCGCGCCGUGCUGGUCGACCACGCCCUGGCCAACGGUGAGGCCGAGAACGAAGCUCGCGCGCCCAUAUUCUCCAAGAUCACCAAGUUUGAAGAGGAGCUGCGAGAGGCCCUGCCAAGGGAGAUGGAGAAGACCCGUGUGGCCUUCGAGACCGGCACCGCGCCGAUCGGCAACAGGAUCAAGGAGAGCCGGUCGUACCCGCUGUACCGUUUCAUCCGCGAGGACCUCGGCGCCGUGUACCUGACCGGCGAGAAGCUCAAAUCCGCUGGUGAGGAGUGCAACAAGGUGUUCCUGGCCCUCAGCGAGGGCAAGCUCAUCGACCCCAUGCUCGGGUGCCUCAAGGAGUGGAACGGCGAGCCCCUGCCCAUCUGCUAAGCACGGGCGAAUGCCACGUAUAGUACGACGAAGAGGAGCAGACCACCGUACUCGAAAAAUAAAGGAAGUAGCAUUUCAGGAUUUGGAAGGCUUCUUAUUGUUUGUGACUUCGCAAAUCUUCUCUGUUCGUCCUAUUUGAGCUUGAUACACUGAUUAGUAUAAUCGUGUAUUAUGUUGACCAAUACAACAGUGUACGAAGCUCAUACUCCGUCCUGAAAAUAAGUGCAACUUUAACGUUCAAAAAUUUAUCUUACGAAAUAUGAUUUGUAGCUUUUC
This is a messenger RNA of Setaria italica (foxtail millet), 2537 nucleotides long. Its product is annotated as phenylalanine ammonia-lyase. Gene Ontology annotation, biological process: L-phenylalanine catabolic process. Gene Ontology annotation, cellular component: cytoplasm. NCBI's taxonomy places the organism in Eukaryota, Viridiplantae, Streptophyta, Magnoliopsida, Poales, Poaceae. Gene Ontology annotation, molecular function: ammonia-lyase activity. The record is from RefSeq and is a predicted model, not a curated record. Bases 150 to 2261 code for a protein of 703 amino acids. The transcript has 2 exons.